This is a messenger RNA of Chlorocebus sabaeus (green monkey), 4423 nucleotides long. Lineage: Eukaryota; Metazoa; Chordata; Mammalia; Primates; Cercopithecidae. The record is from RefSeq and is a predicted model, not a curated record.
ACUCCCUCCGGCCGUGACGUCAGAGUCGGAAGGGGUAAACUGAGCGGCGGCGGAGGGGCGCUGGGGCGGAGACUGCGACCCGGAGCCGCCCGGACUGACGGAGCCCACUGCGCUGCGGGCGGUGGCGCGGGCACGGAGGACUCGGGCAGGCAUAGCAGGCGACCCCGAGGUAACGCGGCCCCGGCUCCCUGCUCGCAGGGCGCGGAGCCGGAGGGGAGCGGGGCCGGAGGAGGCAGGGAGGCAGGGAGGCCCCCAGAGCUACGCGGGCGGGGCUACGGGGACCCCGGGGCAGCCCGGGCGCAGGGCGUAAGGUGCACGGAGCCGAGCGUGCAGUUUGGGAAGUGGCACAGUUGGGGGCGGCGGGGAUCCGGGCAGCGUCCUGGGGGUUCCAGGUUGGGUCCCCAGAUUGGGUCUCCGACGGCGCUCGCGGGCGCUGUUUCCAGGGAGCGCAGGCGCUCGUGGGGACGUGCUCCAGGCAGGUGAGCCCAGGCUGGGGCGCCCGGGGGUGUCCCCGGAUGCCGGUGCGUGCGGCUCCCUGACUCUCCCUUCCGCGGCCUGGGGGGCGGGAGAAUGGGGGUCCCCGGCCGCCUUGGGUCCUCACCGCGCGCCGCGCCCGCAGCGGAGCCCCGGAGACAUGGCCCUGAGCGAGCUGGCGCUGGUCCGCUGGCUGCAGGAGAGCCGCCGCUCGCGGAAGCUCAUCCUGUUCAUCGUGUUCCUGGCGCUGCUGCUGGACAACAUGCUGCUCACCGUCGUGGUCCCCAUCAUCCCAAGUUAUCUGUACAGCAUUAAGCAUGAGAAGAAUGCUACAGAAAUCCAGACGGCCAGGCCAGUGCACACGGCCUCCAGCUCAGACAGCUUCCGGAGCAUCUUCUCCUAUUAUGACAACUCGACCAUGGUCACUGGGAAUGCUACCAGAGACCUGCAGGAAGGGCCGCUUCAUCAGACCACCACACAGCACAUGGUGACCAACGCAUCUGCUGUCCCUUCUGACUGUCCCAGUGAAGACAAAGACCUCCUGAAUGAAAACGUGCAAGUUGGUCUGUUGUUUGCCUCGAAAGCCACUGUCCAGCUCAUCACCAACCCUUUCAUAGGACUGCUGACCAACAGAAUUGGCUAUCCAAUUCCCAUAUUUGCGGGAUUCUGCAUUAUGUUUGUCUCAACAAUUAUGUUUGCCUUCUCCAGCAGCUAUGCCUUCCUGCUGAUUGCCAGGUCGCUGCAGGGCAUCGGCUCGUCCUGCUCCUCUGUGGCUGGGAUGGGCAUGCUUGCCAGCGUCUACACAGAUGAUGAAGAAAGAGGCAACGUCAUGGGAAUCGCCUUGGGAGGCCUGGCCAUGGGGGUCUUAGUGGGCCCCCCCUUCGGGAGUGUGCUGUAUGAGUUUGUGGGGAAGACGGCUCCGUUCCUGGUGCUGGCUGCCUUGGUGCUCUUGGAUGGAGCUAUUCAGCUCUUUGUGCUCCAGCCGUCCCGGGUGCAGCCAGAGAGUCAGAAGGGGACACCCCUAACCACGCUGCUGAAGGACCCGUACAUCCUCAUUGCUGCAGGCUCCAUCUGCUUUGCAAACAUGGGCAUCGCCAUGCUGGAGCCGGCCCUGCCCAUCUGGAUGAUGGAGACCAUGUGUUCCCGAAAGUGGCAGCUGGGCGUUGCUUUCUUGCCAGCUAGUAUCUCUUAUCUCAUUGGAACCAAUAUUUUUGGGAUACUUGCACACAAAAUGGGGAGGUGGCUUUGUGCUCUUCUAGGAAUGAUAAUUGUGGGAGUCAGCAUUUUAUGUAUUCCAUUUGCGAAAAACAUUUAUGGACUCAUAGCUCCGAACUUUGGAGUUGGUUUUGCAAUUGGAAUGGUGGAUUCGUCAAUGAUGCCCAUCAUGGGCUACCUCGUCGACCUGCGGCACGUGUCCGUCUAUGGGAGUGUGUAUGCCAUUGCAGAUGUGGCAUUUUGUAUGGGGUAUGCUAUAGGUCCUUCUGCUGGUGGUGCUAUUGCAAAGGCAAUUGGAUUUCCGUGGCUCAUGACAAUUAUUGGGAUCAUUGAUAUUCUUUUUGCCCCUCUCUGCUUUUUUCUUCGAAGUCCACCUGCCAAAGAAGAAAAAAUGGCUAUUCUCAUGGAUCACAACUGCCCUAUUAAAACAAAAAUGUACACUCAGAAUAAUAUCCAGUCCUAUCCAAUAGGUGAUGAUGAAGAAUCUGAAAGUGACUGAGACCCUCAGAAAUCGUCCAAGUGUUUAAUUGUAUAAAACAGUGUUUCCAGUGACACGACUCAUCCAGAACUGUCUUAGUCAUACCAUCCAUCCCUGGUGAAAGAGUAAAACCAAAGGUUAUUAUUUCUUUUCCAUGGUUAUGGUCGAUUGCCAACAGCCUUAUAAAGAAAAAGAAGCUUUUCUAGGGGUUUGUAUAAAUAGUGUUGAAACUUUAUUUUAUGUAUUUGAUUUUAUUAAAUAUCAUACAAUAUAUUUUGAUGAAAUAGGUAUUGUGUAAAUCUAUAAAUAUUUGAAUCCAAACCAAAUAUAAUUUUUUAACUUACAUUAGCAAACAUUUGGGCAAAAAUCAUAUUGGUAAUGAGUGUUUAAAAUUAAAGCACACAUUAUCUCUGAGACUCUUCUAACAAAGAGAAACUAGAAUGAAGUCUGAAAAACAGAAUCAAGUAAGACAGCAAGUUAUAUAGUGACACUGCAUGAGUGUUAUUUAACUUGUAGUUACUAUCAAUAUAUUUAUGAGUUAAAGAGCUAGUUCUCUCAAGUGUAGAGGACAAGAACUUGUGUCAGUUAUCUUUUGAAUCCAUAAAUCUUAGCUGGCGUUAGUUUCUUAUGUAAUCACCUACCUAGAAGAGAGUUGUAAAUUGUAUGUUAACACGUUAUCUGGUUGGCAGCAGACACUAAAGCCAAUAAGGGGAAAAUAGUAAAUGUUCUGAAAGCAGAGAAAAGCAACCAAACAUAUUGUUAUGAACUAAAAGCUUUCCCUUUAAGAUGCAUACUUGUCUUACUGGAUGAAAGAAAAUUGAGGGUACAUGUACCUUACACUGUCAAGGUUGUUUAAACAUGAUAAGGUUAAUCGCCAUCUACUUCAAGUUUUAGAAAAAGAAACGAGGCUAAAAACAGAUGCUCUGACUUCAAUAUCUGACUGUAUCUUUGAUCUGUGUGCAGAUCAUCCAAGUGUUUUCUAGGAAUAUGUUUAUUUUAGGUUGUCUGAAACUAUGAUUUUUUAGACUCCUGAAAGUUGUUCACAUCAAUGUGAAGACAACUUUUAAAUGAAAAUGAGGAAUGAAAUUAUGUCUUGAAUCAUAUAUUAAGAAGUAAAAAUAAUAGUGAUCAGGCAGAAAAGAAAAAUGGAACAUCUAAAAAUGUAUGUGCUAACUAUAUCAUCCAGUGUUCAGUGUCGUGUAUUUUUCUAAGCAUGACAACAUUGAUGUGCCUUUUCAGUGUAACAGCAAAUACUGUUAGUGAACAUUGUCAAUUUAUGUCGUUUUGUUAAGAGAUACGACUGGAGUGUGCAGUGUGGAAUGUCUCUAAUAAUAGUUGUUAAUCCUGCAGUUCCAUAAUCAUAAACAAAAAUUACUUAGUUUUGUUAAGCUAAGAUUGUGUUUGUGUUAACUUGGACAUCAAGGAGCAAAGAACUUUAGAACAAAGACUCCUCAAUCUUGUGACUUUCUUAUUCUCUAGGAAAGUAACACUUCCUUUGUUUCAUGAAGCUUUUCUGUGGGGCUUCGAUUAUUUCAAGUCUGGUUUCCAACUGCAGUGCGUUUGAAGCAAACAAACUUCCAAGUCACUUAUUUGGCAUUGGUCAACUUGGCCAAGUCUGCUACUUUGGAAGAUGGCUCUGGAGGAAAUUCUCAUGUGGCUAAAAAGGCAGGCUAGUUUCUUACCUCUACAGGGGUAGAGCCUUAAAAAAGAACGUGUUACAAAUUGGUUCUCUUUGAGGGUUUCUGGUUCUCCCUGCCCCCAAUACCGUAUACUUUAUUGCAAUUUUAUUUUUGCCUUUAUGGCUCUGUGUCUUUCUGCAAGAAGGCCUGGCAAAGGUAUGCCUGCUGUUGGUCCCUCAAGAUAAGAUAAAAUAUAAAUAAAACCUUCAGAACUGCUUUGGGAGCAAAAGAUAGGUUGUACUUGGGGGAAAAAAUUAUAAGUCAUAGAAUAGAAUAUGACUAAUAUUCUUGGUUAGCAAGACUGAAAAUUUUUUUUUUUUUAAAUGUAUGUACCAGAACAAAUAACAUACAGUUCUCUGAACAUUUAUUUUUUGAACAGAGGUGGUUUUUAUGUUCGUACCCGGUAAUACAGAUACAAAAACCUGAAUGAGGUAGCAAUGAAUAUUCAGCUGUUUGACUGCUAAGUGCAUCUGUCCAUAUUUUAGCAAGUUUACUUAAUAAAUCUUCUGAAUCAUGUUUUGUGCCUGUUUGUAUUCCUUUAUAAACCAAAUGUUGUUGGAAUAAAAUACAUAAGGUA